AUAUUCCUAAACCUUGAACGAUUGAAUCUUACAAGUGGUACCAGGGAUAGUAUAAUUAACUCAGCAGAACAGUCUAGAUCAAGCUACUACAAUUGCAGAUCAAACAUACACUCCCUGUUGCAAAAAAUAGUAACUCAAGAAAACUCGAAGAAUUCCUACCACCUUCCCACUCUUGGAUUGCAUUUUACCUGUGUGGAAUCUCGAAUUUAACCAUCCUGACAUUUACAUAGAAAAUCCUACACACACAUCAAAUUCAAUCUUGAAACAUCACUAGACGAACCCCUCCGAUCCUUGACCCAUCACCUUUGAUUUAUGAUUAAUUAAGAUACAUCCAUCCUAUAUACGAACAAUCUUCCCAUUUGCAUAUUUUUUUUUACUACAACAAAAACUAAUACUAUAAUGACACCAGCUUACCUUUUACUCCUUCUAGGAGCAUUAGUAACACCCACAUAUGCCGACGAUUGGACGGCAUUGGGAUGUUUUUCCAGAUCAUCAGUAUCAGCAUCAUCUGCUGGGACGUAUAUCUACCAAAGUUCUGGGUACUGUCAACAAGAAUGUGGUGGAAAAAGAAUAGCUGCCUUGAUUAACGGUAACCAAUGCUACUGUGGUGAUCUGGACCCACUGGACAGCGUGGAUAAGAAAUACUGUAAUAAACCUUGUCUGGGUUACGGCUUGGACAUGUGCGGUGGAGCCAAUUAUUUCACCGUGUACGUCAACUCAGAUGUUGAUAACGAAGGCGACAGCGACGAUGAUCUGAGCAGUACUACUAAGAGCACCAGUAGCAGCACCAGUACAAGUAGCAGUAGCAACAAGACUUCAUCGACCAGCUCAGCUUCAUCCACGACAUCUUCGUCUCAAACACACACCACCGUGGUUUCUACAAUUACUGAUUCUGAAGGAGGCGAGCCUUCGGUUAUUUACAAAACCGUUGUCCAAACUCCAAGCCAUUCUUCAACAUCUGAAACACCAACUGAAACUGAAACUGAAGCAGAAGAAACCACCGCUGCUGCAGACAACAAUAACAAAAACAACGACAAGAAUAAAAAUCAAUCCAAAUCAAUUUCCGGUGGUGCCAUUGCGGGUGCAGUAGUUGGUGCAGUUGCCGGUGUUGGAGUAAUUGCGGCCUUGAUCUUCUUAUUCGUACGUUAUAGAAAGAAGAAGGAAGAGGAUGAGUUCGAUGAUAUUUUUUCAGUAGGUGAAAACAAGAAUGACAUGUCCCCAAGGAAUGGACCACCUUCCGAUCCUUUCCUGAGAGGAGGAGGCUACAACCAAUACAGCAACAACCGCGCUCCAUCUCAACAACACACACAGCGAGAUUCUAGACACCUCAGUGUGUAUGGCCAUGACUACAAGAGCAGUAGUGGUACAAGCAAUGGUGACCACAUAUAUUCCGACGAAUUUGCAUUCAAUGAUAGUAAUUUGUCUCCUCCUCACCACCCAGAAUAUGGAAGGAGGAAGUUAAGUACGGGGUCCUUACCAGAUAUGAUAGACAGGCGACCAGGUUCAUUGAAAGUCGUAAACAACUAGUUGCUACCAAAAAAAAAUUCUUUUAUUCCGUUAUAUUUAUUUCUUCAUUUCGUGGGUUAAUUUUCAUUUGAUCUUUUUUUGCUAGAAAAGCAGUUUCUGCAUAUAUUUUUAAUGUGUAUGUACGAUUUUAUAAGCAUGUGUAUAUUAAUUUUAUAUCGUUAUAUGAUAAUAAGAGCAUUGAUCUG
Spathaspora passalidarum NRRL Y-27907 is the source of this 1712-nucleotide messenger RNA. RefSeq names its product Wsc2p (gene WSC2). The transcript has a single exon. The record is from RefSeq and is a predicted model, not a curated record. NCBI's taxonomy places the organism in Eukaryota, Fungi, Ascomycota, Pichiomycetes, Serinales, Debaryomycetaceae. The annotation marks the transcript as partial.